Molecule: messenger RNA, 909 nt
Organism: Lactuca virosa
Lineage: Eukaryota; Viridiplantae; Streptophyta; Magnoliopsida; Asterales; Asteraceae
Source: the annotation of a GenBank genome assembly
GAAAAAAAAAGUACAUUAACAUAUUAGGGUCCGGUCCAACCGUCCAACCAGGAAAAAAUAUAACCGGCCUUUGGAUUUGGCCUGAUCGGAGUUUUGUCAAGCUAAACGGACUUUUUAAACCGGAUUCGAACGAGGGACCAUUAAUGUAAAGUAAACUCCCUGCAUCUUAAGCUAAUUUUCCUCUUGGUUUUUUCAUUUGCCGAUUCAGGAUUCAUCAACCACAGCAAAGAUUUUUUUUAGCAAUAUCAUCAUUUUGAUCUUCCUGAAGAUCAGGUGCAACUCUUCUUGACAUUUUGUUAGUGUGUGAGAGAGAAAGAAAGAGAACAGUGUGUGAGAGAGACAGCGAUGGCUCCGAACAGGUCUGGAUCUUGCAAUCCGGCGAUGAUGAGAAUCGGAAUCGUGUUCUUGGGACUAUCUUUGGUAGGUUAUUUAGUAGGUCCACCUCUAUACUGGCAUAUUCUCGAAGGUUUAGCCGCCGUCCGCCGCUCUUCCUCCGCCGCUUCUUGCCCUCCUUGCAACUGCGAUUGCGAUUCCCGACCUACCCUCUCCUUUCCUCAAGGACUUGGCAACAGUUCCUUCACAGAUUGUUCAAAGCAUGAUCCGGAAGUGGAUGGGGACACUGAAAAGAACUUUGCAGAGCUUCUAUCAGAAGAACUAAAACUAAGAGAAGCAGAAGCAUUAGAAAGUCAACAGCGUGCUGACAUGGCAUUACUCGAGGCCAAAAAGCUGACAUCACAAUAUCAAAAGGAAGCAGACAAGUGUAACUCUGGAAUGGAAACAUGUGAAGAAGCCCGUGAAAAAGCCGAAGCAGCUUUAGCCUUACAAAAACAAGAAACCGGAAAGUGGGAGUUGCGGGCCCGCCAACGAGGAUGGAAAGAAGUCGGUGUUAGGGGCACUGAGGUCUUUUGA